Haliaeetus leucocephalus (bald eagle) is the source of this 1566-nucleotide messenger RNA. RefSeq names its product proteasome (prosome, macropain) 26S subunit, ATPase, 5 (gene PSMC5). Gene Ontology annotation, cellular component: proteasome regulatory particle, base subcomplex. Gene Ontology annotation, biological process: proteasome-mediated ubiquitin-dependent protein catabolic process. Lineage: Eukaryota; Metazoa; Chordata; Aves; Accipitriformes; Accipitridae. Bases 65 to 1300 code for a protein of 411 amino acids. Gene Ontology annotation, molecular function: proteasome-activating activity; ATP binding; ATP hydrolysis activity. The transcript is spliced from 12 exons. The record is from RefSeq and is a predicted model, not a curated record.
GGCGGGCAGCGGAAGGAAGGCGGCGGCCAUCUUUAGUGCCGGCAGGAGCCGAGCCGGGGUCCCGAUGCCGGCGGAGAAGAUGGCGGUGGACGGGCCCGAGCAGAUGGAGAUGGACGAUGGGAAAGGUGGCACAGGGCUCCGGCAGUACUACCUGUCCAAGAUCGAGGAGCUACAGCUCAUUGUGAAUGAGAAGAGCCAGAACCUGCGGCGCCUGCAAGCACAGAGAAAUGAGUUGAACGCUAAGGUGCGCCUGUUGCGGGAGGAGCUGCAGCUGCUGCAGGAGCAGGGCUCCUAUGUGGGAGAAGUGGUGAGAGCCAUGGACAAGAAGAAAGUGCUUGUCAAGGUGCACCCAGAGGGGAAGUUUGUGGUGGAUGUGGACAAGAACAUCGACAUUAAUGAUGUGACCCCAAACUGCCGCGUGGCCCUGCGCAACGAUAGCUAUACGCUGCACAAGAUCCUGCCCAACAAAGUGGACCCUCUCGUGUCCCUGAUGAUGGUGGAGAAGGUUCCGGAUUCCACUUAUGAGAUGAUCGGGGGCUUGGACAAGCAGAUAAAGGAGAUCAAGGAAGUGAUCGAGCUGCCCGUCAAGCACCCUGAGCUUUUUGAGGCGCUGGGGAUCGCCCAGCCCAAGGGCGUACUGCUCUACGGACCCCCCGGAACAGGCAAGACCUUGCUGGCCAGGGCUGUGGCCCACCACACCGACUGCACCUUCAUCCGUGUGUCGGGCUCCGAGCUGGUGCAGAAGUUUAUUGGCGAAGGUGCCCGCAUGGUGCGGGAGCUGUUUGUGAUGGCCCGGGAACAUGCUCCCUCCAUCAUCUUCAUGGAUGAGAUCGACUCCAUCGGCUCCUCCCGCCUGGAGGGGGGCUCUGGCGGGGACAGCGAGGUGCAGCGCACGAUGCUGGAGCUCCUCAACCAGCUCGAUGGCUUUGAGGCCACCAAGAACAUCAAGGUGAUCAUGGCCACGAACCGGAUCGACAUCCUGGACUCAGCUCUGCUGCGCCCUGGCCGCAUUGACAGGAAGAUCGAGUUCCCCCCUCCCAACGAGGAGGCUCGCCUGGACAUCCUCAAGAUCCACUCCCGGAAAAUGAACCUGACACGGGGCAUCAACCUGCGGAAGAUUGCAGAGCUGAUGCCAGGGGCGUCAGGCGCAGAAGUGAAGGGGGUGUGCACAGAAGCUGGCAUGUACGCGCUGAGGGAGAGACGGGUGCACGUCACACAAGAAGACUUUGAAAUGGCUGUUGCCAAGGUGAUGCAGAAGGACAGUGAGAAGAACAUGUCCAUCAAGAAGCUGUGGAAGUAACGGUGAGGCUGGGGCUGCUCCUUGGGCAGCGUUGUCUCUAUAAUAAAGUGCUGCUAAUGGCCACAUCUGGGUGCUGAUUUGGAGAAGGGGGGGGGGGGCUGCAGGACUCCAGCACACGCACACAGGGAGCUGCUGCUAACUGGUUUUAUUAGAAAAUAUCCAAAAUAGACAAAAAAUGGUUACACAAGAGGCAGAGCAGGCACCCCUGAGCCGUACACCCUGGGAAUAUGUAAACACCCCCCCCCCGCCUGUGACCACCCGGGGUU